Molecule: messenger RNA, 4130 nt
Organism: Megalopta genalis
Lineage: Eukaryota; Metazoa; Arthropoda; Insecta; Hymenoptera; Halictidae
Source: RefSeq, a predicted model, not a curated record
GGGUAGUAGUCAGCUUUGCGCUAUUCGCGCCACAGUCGUCAGUACACGAUACUCUCCACUCCUGACUGGUUCGACUCUGUCUCACCCUCCUUUCCCCUCUCUCUCUUUCUCUGUCUCUCCCCCCUCCGCCCCUUGGGUUUUCGCCUGACGACGCUGCUCUCUCGGGCAUUUCGCCGGAAACCGACGCCGCGCGAGGACACACGGAGUUUCGUUACGUGUUACACACGCCACCGCUCUAUAUCUUUUUUCCACCGUUUUGUAAGCGGACACGCAGGCAUCUUGCCCAACACGCAUCUAUUCACCAUGAGUACUAAGGAAAACAACGAGGUCGCUGUCGAGAAGGUGACCGAGAACGACAAGGCUUCCGGGGACGCGAAGUGUGAGAUCAAAGGAAUCAAGAGGCCGGCCGAGGAAAAGAACGAUGACACGAAGAAACAAAAGAAGGAGGAGAACGGCGAUGGAGAAGUAGAGGAAGAGGAGAUUGAAGAGGAGGUUGAAGAGGAGGAAGAAGUGGACGGCGAUGGCGAAGAGGAUGACGAAGACGACGACAUGCCAGAAGGCGAGGAAGAUUUAGAAGAGGGCGAAGAUGAAGAGGAAGACGAUGCAGAAGGUGAAGUAGAAGGAGAAGUAGAAGACGAAGAGGAAGACGCAUAAUGAAAAAAGGGAAGGAAGUAUGUAAGUAAGAAGGGAGGUAGGCACAUGGUGUUGUCGUCGAUCUUCGGCAGUCUUCUCAGCAAACACUUACUCUCAUAUUGAGUGGUUGGUAGCAAUGUUGAUAUAUCCAUCGUGCCCGAAAACCUGUAAUUGCUGGAACCUCCCAACCUACGAAAGAAAAUUACCAUCUCACCAGAGUUGUGGUGGGCUGACACGCAUUAAAGGCAGCCGCAAUUCUGUAGUCUUGGCUCUUCGCAAUUCUGGUCGUCUAGCCAUCACCAAAUGCUGUUAGGUAGUUUGAAUGAAAACCAUUGAUUCGUCGUCGCAGGGAUGCAUGAACGCGUCGAUUCCGUUUAAUAUCACGUUUCAAGUACUUGGCGCGCACGCACGUUCGGUACCGAUCGUACAGGGUUUCCGAUUUGACGAAUCUAUUGUUUUCUCCAAACCACCUGCUAACUGGUAUUUGCCGACAUCUGGCUUAUCUUCGCGGGACAGUUUUAUAACGAAAACUUAUUUAAGAUAUAAAAAGCUCUAUUGUAUUUAAAUAGUGUAAAAUGAACAUUUGUGGGUGAUGAUUUUUUUACAUUUGAAAUCAAAUUUACGUUUGUAGUUUGACGAAUGUCUCUCACCUUGUGCGCGUGAUUAAUUUUCCUUUUCUCGACCUACAAAUAUAUUUGCAAUGAUAUUGCAGGAGCGCGAGCGAUUUCACAAAGUGAGUAAAAAAAAACAAAUGAAACGAGUGGAGCCGAGAAUAAGAAUAGCAAAGUAACUAAACAGAUGCAAAAGUAUAUUCAACGUAUACUAUUAUUCAAAGAAAAAGAGAAGCUUAAAUGGUCUCGAAAACUCUGUCUCGUGCUCCUGUUUGAUCUGAAAACAAAAAUUAAAGUUGCUGCAACGCUCGCGCCAGGUAGUGUGGAUGAGUAAUGUGUGACUUUAACAUUGCGUAAUAAUUAUACAUAGUAUGUAUAAAGUUACGAAAUAAGAAACAUUUUAUUAUUAACGAUAACAUUAUGUAACGUAAUGUAAUGUGGAGAGGUUGUUACACUUUAGACUCAGGGCAUAGAGUAGGGAGAGAUUUAUCAUUUUUCUUUACAAGAUUGCAGAAUACUUUUUAUUUCCUUGAUGAAUGUUCUCUUUUCGGUUCUUGUUAUGAGUUUGUGUAUCGUAAAAGUAAAAAGAGUUCAGGUCUUACUGCUCACCGUAUUAUCUUCAAAAGAAUACAGAAGGAACAAAAUGUUUGUGACAAUGCCACGUAAUCAAAAAGCCACUCUCCCUAUUCGAUUGCUCUUACUCGAACAUAAUUCAGUUGUAUUUUACGUACUGUGGUUUUAUUUUGACUUUGUCAUGGACUGCUCAUAGCAAUGAUUCGUUGACUGCCGCGGAACGAGUGACAGUAUUCGUUUACUACAGAACUUCUUCCUAGAAAAAAAUUUAUUUUUUUUCCCUUUAAUAAUACAUUCUCUCGUGAUUCGUCACUUAUUACCAAUCGCCGAAAGAUACUUUUCAAUGCUAGAGUCGGUGGAUCGUUGCAAAUUGAAUGUCCAUGUCACACCACUUAUUUCGGGAGACUGGUAGACAAGAAAGGGUGAUGAGACAUUGCGGUUACGAUACCAUUGUACCAUAGCUGCAUAAUAAAUAAAGGUAACGAUAAUUUGAAUGCGAGACGAUGUCCCACGUUUUAAUGUACAAAUAUUUUCGAAUGAGGUAGUUAAAUAAAACGCAGUUAGAUCAGAGAAAAUGAUUCGUUCUCGUGAGUAGUAAUGGGUAUAAACCAUCCGGAGACAAAUUUACAGAAAUGGCAGUAUUAAAGUGAAAGAAAAACUGCUGUUCGUGGACUGAAUCCUGCUACACUGAAUCCAAGGAGAUGGAAUGGACUAUGUAACGGGUGUCGAUAUAAUAUAGAAACAACAUUUUCAUUCGAUGUAUUCAUAAACGAUAGGUGGCAACAAAAUUAUUCGAGUGUGUACACCGUUAAAAAAUGAAGCCUGAGGCGUAAUUAAUAAUCGAUCAUUGUACCGUUUAUCGGCCAUACCAUCUCCGGAACUCUGUUACUCGACGGUUUUAUACACAAUCCGCUGCUGUAUUUACACGUGUUCACUUCAAGAUAGUACCUUGACGAUCAUGUUGACAAAGAACUAUCUUAAAGUUACAGGUGCCUGAGCAAAAAUGAGUACUUUAGCGUUCAUAGUAUACAAUACACAUACACUAUAAGCAUAGGUCCAUUUAAUUUUAUUAUUACAAUACCAAGCCCCGUUUGCAACAUGUCCGUAAAGGGAAAUAAGAAGGACUCGCGUCCUGUAGUUCGAGCCUCGAAGGGAUCAUUAUUUGCUCUCGCUCGAUUGCUAGACGUGACUGAAAAUUAUUUACUGGUGCUAACGGGUCUUAACAAUCAAUCAGGCAGAUCGCCCAGAUACCGUUACAUCCCUACGUUCGUUAGGUAAGCAUUAAAAGAAAAAAGAACAGAAAGAAAAAGAAACUGGAAUUUAAGGAUCUUAGUGAAUCUGGUAACGAAACGUGUUUCACGAUUAAACGUAAACAAAAUCUUAGGCUAAGAAUUUGGUUUGUGUGUUCAUAAGUCUUGUUCAAACUACUUUUGUACAGGAUACCAUCGCAUCAUCACUUUCGACGUAACAGUAAACACCACAGACUAUAUUUCUGCCCAUUCCAUCAGAAUUGAACUUUCAUUGUAUUUUUAAGUAAAUACAUUUUGGAAAACAACACAAAUGGUUUUUUAUUCUUCACGUAUUUGUGAAGGAACGAGUCUCUUCCCUAGAAAUAUAUUAGUCUAUAAUUCUUGGAUGAUUAGUUUUAACUUUAUCCUAGGCUACUUUAGAAUACUAUGAUAUUCUUAUAUCACUUUGUACAUAAGUAUAAGAAUUAAGAGGUGUGAGAGGUGACAUAUGUUGUAAAUAGUUAAGGAACAAUUCACAAUAAAAUAUGAUGUACGUAAUGAGUAUGUGAUACAUUUGACUAAAUGAUACUGAAGUUCAAUAUACGUGUUAUCUACACAUAAUUGUAUGUACAAUUACAAUACACACCUAGAUGUAAUUUUAUAUGUACUAAAUGUAUGUACCUGUGUAUAAUUUAAUUUGUAUCAGAUACUGUUUAUUUAUAAAAUACUCUGUGUAAUUAUAGUACUGACUUUAAGGUGAUAUUUAGUAAAUGGUACUGAGAUACUAUGGUCUCGAGUGUAUUCUGUAUAUAUAGUUAUAAUCUGCGAUGAAAAGAACACAUUUUUUCUUUAUGUAUUUGCAAAAUAACAUAUGAUUCUGCUCUAUGUUUAGGACAGAUAUUUAUUUAAAGACGAAUCAACGUGCCUGGACGGAAUGUGUAUUGGAGUUUUUAUAUCCGGGGUAUACAUAAAAAUGGGAGCAGAGCAUUUUGUGCUUCGAUAUAUUAUCUACUAAUAUAAAACUAUAUUUACAAGUUUGUAGUAAAUAUAAGUGUGUAAAAAGAAUAAAAGUCGUAUAUUUGAA